Molecule: messenger RNA, 546 nt
Organism: Pecten maximus
Lineage: Eukaryota; Metazoa; Mollusca; Bivalvia; Pectinida; Pectinidae
Product: 2-oxoglutarate-dependent dioxygenase citB-like
Exons: 1
Coding region: 1-546 (181 amino acids)
Molecular function (GO): dioxygenase activity
Source: RefSeq, a predicted model, not a curated record
AUGGAGAUUCUCCGUUUAGCCGCCGUUGGUUUGGGAAUCGAAGAAAACUCCUUUACCUAUAUGUUUUCCUAUCAGCCUUGUUCAUCUCUGCGCAUGCAGCACUAUCCGCCAUGGACAGAACAACCGCCGGAGUUGGCGAGGACGGAGGAUGGGCGUUUUGUUACGACACCGAACCACACGGAUUCCGGAUUCCUUGCUCUUUUGUCCACUUUCUCGUUUCCAGGUUUGGAAUAUCUGUCCCCCAGCGGGAAGUGGACACCGAUCACGCCUCGACCCGACAGUCUCAUUUUGAAUAUCGGAGACCUGUUUUCUUCCAUGGUUGGUGGACGUUUUAAAGCAACGUGUCACCGUAUUAUAGAUAUUGGCGUCGAUCGAUUUUCCGUACCGUUUUUCCUGGAGCCAAAUUACGAUAGAGAGGUUGGUUUUGAUUUAAUCAAAAAAAGUACGGGAGAGGAUGUUAGUGCUCGUGAAAAAUAUGGACCUUGGGUGAUUGCACAGAUGUCUCGUAAGGGUUUUUAUGAGUUCGCUUCUUUGCCGAAGUUUUAA